AUGCGUCAACAAGAUUGUUCGGGCUCCAAGUUGAUAAGGACUAGUACCUUGUCAUCGGAGUUCAUCCGAAACAACCUAGAUGUCAUCAAUACCACUGUUGAUUUGAAUGUGAGCGAUAAAAUAAACCAAAUGUCCGACAACUGGACCAGAGAAGAAGAGAUGCAAGGCCGGAGGCUUGUGAAACUAACGGUCACUAACGAAUCUAUGUCCAAGUUUUGUGUAAGUGCGGAUGCUGUCAGCCCCGCCGAUUAUAAUCCCAGAGAUUUGGUUGUGUCAUGCAUCAGGUGGGCAGAGAAAAACGUGGAUGUGGUGACUUCGGUCGACAUCAUCGUUGUGCUUGAGUACUUUGUGGGCCAAGCGUUUUCCAUCGAGGAAAAGAGUCGAAUACGCCGAAACUUGCAGUUUUUGAAACCCUUCACCAUCACCAAGACCAACGAAGACAGCAAAAGACUAUUCAACGCUAUCAUGGCCAUGGAAAACCCAAGACCGCGCAACAUCGAAAAGGACUUGAAGGUUUUCAAGUGGGCCGACUUGUUUGUUGCUGUGUCGAAGGUGCUUUCGCAAUACUCGCCCAACCCGAACCGUGAAGGUCUGGGAGUGGAAACUUCUGUCCCAGUGAACGGCACUUACAACACCAACGGCACCAACGGCACCAACGGGUUUGCCGUGGAAAACGGCAAGCUUCCGUCGCAGGAAGGAGUCGGCAUCAAAGCGAACGGCGUUUCCAGCUCGGAAUCGCCCGACGACAAAAACCCCAAUCUUGAGUGGCUGUCCCUGGUCACUCGGUAUCCCCUACGUGGGCCAAGCCCCCAUUAUCCCAAUAUCCAACAGCUCUUCGAAGCUGUGCCCAGCCUCCGUGCGAGUUGUCCCCAGUCCGCUGACUAUGUCUUCACAGGAGUGCCGCCGUCCUUUCGAGCCUAUGGAGGAGCUGCGAGUUUUCGCCAACGACGGGUUGCCUGUUUAUAA
Messenger RNA from Clavispora lusitaniae ATCC 42720, 966 nucleotides. Lineage: Eukaryota; Fungi; Ascomycota; Pichiomycetes; Serinales; Metschnikowiaceae. The record is from RefSeq and is a predicted model, not a curated record.